UUUCGAAGCGUCCACGUCUCGUGGGUGGAGUGAGUUUCUCUUAAGCACACGUAUACUAAACCAUACACCAGUCCGAGAUCACACGACAGCUGAUCCCAAACUCUGAUAUCUCCAACUCUUCAUUUUGUUUAAUAAAAAGAGCAAAAGAUGGUGGCAAAACAGAGGAUUCGCAUGGCGAACGAGAAACACAGCAAGAACAUCACUCAGAGAGGCAAUGUGGCCAAAACCACGAGAGGCUCUCAAGAAGAGAAGGCAGCGGUGGGACCCUGGCUUCUCGCCUUGUUUGUCUUUGUAGUAUGUGGAUCAGCAAUAUUCCAGAUCAUCCAGAGCAUCAGGAUGGGAAUGUGAAAUAAACGGUCUUCAGCAUUGUACAUCACUUAGCUUUUUUCCUCUGAGGAUUGCUUGAUCAUUGCUCUUUUCUUAUUUAAUCUUUGUCUUUUUCACCUCAACACCACGGUCUCUUGUGCCUUACUCAAAAGCUGGAGGAACAUUAUCUUCUGAAACAUUCCAGUGUGGGACUUCAGUCAGCAUUGCUGCUGAAUCCUAGGCAAUAAACUCAAGACUACAAAUGACUGUUUGAUCUUUUUCUGUGGAAAAAAAACACGUUUGUUUAAAUGAAAUGAUGCAUUGAAUUUUCUAUGUUCUAGAUUUUGGACCAGUACAUGUUUGUUAUCAUUAUUUGGUACUAUGCACCUUUAUUGGAUUUUCUUCUACAUUUAGAACUGAAUGUGUGUUUCUUAACUGUUUGCAAGGAAAUGAAGGACCACAUAUUCAGUUGUAUCUGUAGAGAACAUGGAAAAAUAAAAAAAAUCAAGACUUAAAA
Molecule: messenger RNA, 823 nt
Organism: Carassius gibelio (silver crucian carp)
Lineage: Eukaryota; Metazoa; Chordata; Actinopteri; Cypriniformes; Cyprinidae
Gene: serp1
Product: stress-associated endoplasmic reticulum protein 1
Exons: 3
Coding region: 148-348 (66 amino acids)
Biological process (GO): endoplasmic reticulum unfolded protein response
Cellular component (GO): endoplasmic reticulum
Source: RefSeq, a predicted model, not a curated record